This is a messenger RNA of Dufourea novaeangliae, 549 nucleotides long. It is a transcript of the gene SmD1, whose product is annotated as probable small nuclear ribonucleoprotein Sm D1. Gene Ontology annotation, cellular component: catalytic step 2 spliceosome; commitment complex; SMN-Sm protein complex. Gene Ontology annotation, molecular function: RNA binding. Bases 84 to 455 code for a protein of 123 amino acids. Lineage: Eukaryota; Metazoa; Arthropoda; Insecta; Hymenoptera; Halictidae. Gene Ontology annotation, biological process: RNA processing; spliceosomal snRNP assembly. The record is from RefSeq and is a predicted model, not a curated record. The transcript is spliced from 4 exons.
UGUGUACAAGCGUUGUACGCGUUUAAUAGGUAAGAGAGGUUAUGAUACAAGCCGGAAUUACAAGUUUCUGAAAUAAUAGUAAUAUGAAGCUAGUAAGAUUUUUGAUGAAACUCAGUCAUGAGACUGUAACAAUAGAAUUAAAGAAUGGAACUCAAGUACACGGCACUAUUACCGGAGUGGAUGUGGCAAUGAACACACAUUUAAAAACAGUUAAAAUGACUAUAAAAAAUAGAGAUCCUAUACAAUUAGACACUUUAAGUUUACGAGGCAAUAAUAUAAGAUAUUAUAUACUGCCAGAUUCAUUACCACUUGAAACAUUACUCAUAGAUGACACACCAAAAGCCAAAGCUAAGAAAAAAGAAGCUGCAAGAGGAGCCGCACGUGGCAGAGGACGAGGUGGACGUGGUACUAGAGGUGGUCGUGGUGGGCGUGGUAGAGGAAGAGGCAGACGAUAGUUACACAUGUUUUAAUUAAAAAUAUCUAAUUAAACUUUGGCCCAUUUAAAAAAAAAGAUUUAUAUUUACGUAAUGUACUACUACAUAACAUUGA